UCACUUUUUAAAAUUUUUAAAUUUCCCGCCGGUUCCGGCCCCCGUAUGUCCCAACGCUCACAGGGACCGGAACCAGGAAGACGGAUGCCAGCAUCGGCCGGAGGAGAUAGCCAGGGACGCUGCAGGGGACACAUCGUGGGAGCGCAGGACAAGGUAAGUGAUCGAGGGAAUCCCAGAGCAACGCUGCAGGGUAAUCCCGAGUGUAGCUCGUGGUUACCACUUUUGGCACUGAUAAUUAACCCCGAGCUACACUCCAGAAUACCACCAGGGAGGUUAAUGGCCCAGUCCUUGUCCUGCGCUCCCGCAAUG
Messenger RNA from Staurois parvus, 309 nucleotides. NCBI's taxonomy places the organism in Eukaryota, Metazoa, Chordata, Amphibia, Anura, Ranidae. The record is from the annotation of a GenBank genome assembly.